AGAUGCACCAUCGCUUUCAGACUGACCUCGAUUUGAACGAAACUACCAGCUGCAGCUAGCCACAGCCUGAAAACCCCACACUUUUGGAGCACUCACGCAACAUCCUUCGGUAAGCAACCCUUGGUCGAUCGAUGGCGAGUGGUCGGUUGAGCUUCGUCGUCGUCGUGGCCGCCCUCGUCGCGUCCGCGGGUCUCAUGCCGCCGUCUGCCGUCGCCGAGCUGAAGACAGACUACUAUGCCAGCACCUGCCCUAACCUGGAGGUCAUCGUCCGGAGCUCCGUGAAGCAGUCCAUGGCGCAGUCACCCAUCUCCGCGCCCGCCGCGCUCAGGCUCUUCUUCCACGAUUGCGCCGUCAGGGGCUGCGACGCGUCGAUCAUGAUCGUGAACUCCAACGGCGACGACGAGUGGCGGAACAGCGACAACCAGUCGCUCAAGCCGGAGGGGUUUCAGACCAUCCUGAACGCCAAGGCCGCCGUGGACAGCGACCCGCAAUGCCAGUACAAGGUUUCCUGCGCCGACAUCAUGGCCAUCGCAGCCAGAGAAUCCGUCUACCAGAGCGGCGGGCCGUACUACGAGGUGGAGUUGGGACGGUACGACGGCCGGGUGUCCACCAGGGACGGCGUCGUGCUGCCGCAUGCCAACUUCAACCUCGACCAGCUCAACGCCUUCUUCUCCGGCCUCGGCUUCUCCCAGGCUGAAAUGGUCGCGCUGUCAGGCGCCCACACCCUCGGCGCCGCGGACUGCCCCUUCUUCCAGUACAGGAUCGGCAGCGACGCGACCAUGGACCCCGGCUUCGCGUCGCAGCUGAAAGACACCUGCAGCUCCGACCCCAACGCCUUCGCCUUCCUCGACCCGUCGCCGGUGGGCUUCGACAACGCCUUCUACCGGAACCUGCAGGGCGGCAAGGGGCUCCUGGGCUCCGAUCAGGUGCUCUACUCCGACACGAGGUCCCGCGGCACGGUCAACUACUACGCGUCCAACCAGGGCGCCUUCUUCGCCGACUUCGUGGCGGCGAUGACAAAGCUCGGGAGGAUAGGGGUCAAGACGCCCGCCACCGGCGGCGAGAUACGCCGGGACUGCCGGUUCCCGAACUAGUUACUACUAGCUAGUUAACCUCGCCGGCAGGUUGGCACUUGACACCAUCGUACAUUACUACAUUAAUUGACCUCAGUACAGUGCUACUAGUAGUCUACAAUGACUGUACAAUUACAAAUUUACAAUAAGCUCAUCAUGGCUUUGAUUAAGGGAGCUGAUGUGUGUAUAAUACGAGCUCCUCAUGUGGGCCAUGUGGCCUUGUGUGUUCUUUUCAAUGUUGCCAUCUCAAGCAACCAUUCUUUAUG
Messenger RNA from Sorghum bicolor (sorghum), 1339 nucleotides. Its product is annotated as peroxidase 45. NCBI's taxonomy places the organism in Eukaryota, Viridiplantae, Streptophyta, Magnoliopsida, Poales, Poaceae. Gene Ontology annotation, molecular function: heme binding; peroxidase activity. Gene Ontology annotation, biological process: response to oxidative stress; hydrogen peroxide catabolic process. Bases 132 to 1094 code for a protein of 320 amino acids. The transcript is spliced from 4 exons. The record is from RefSeq and is a predicted model, not a curated record.